Messenger RNA from Megalops cyprinoides (Indo-Pacific tarpon), 2943 nucleotides. It is a transcript of the gene fbxo41, whose product is annotated as F-box protein 41. The record is from RefSeq and is a predicted model, not a curated record. The coding region runs from base 480 to 2918 and encodes 812 amino acids. The transcript is spliced from 13 exons. Lineage: Eukaryota; Metazoa; Chordata; Actinopteri; Elopiformes; Megalopidae. Gene Ontology annotation, molecular function: protein binding.
GUUAAGGCGGGGAUGCCUCUCAUGUAGCGGGUUUUGCUAGGCAGAAAUCGCGCACAGGCAGCACACCCCUCUCUGCCCGCGCGGGUUCGGGCGCGUGCUGUACUGUAUUCUGCUGCAGAGUGGAACGCGUGACGUCAACGCUGGAGCAGUUGCCUGGCUCGCGAGGAAAAUGGGGAGAAAUUUGCGAGGAUGAGGCCAGGAGGAGCCACUGACACAGACGUACCAGCAGAGGGCAGCGCUGAGCGAUAACGGAACGGACGCAGACUGUGCCGCGCUCGUGGGAGGGGCUUUUAAUUCUGUGUCGGGCCGUUGAUGGCCUGUUCGUCAUGCGGGCCACGCCCCCCGCCUCCUCAGCCCCCGCCUAAAGCCCCGCCCCGCUUCUUUUCCCGGCGAUGAGGGGAGCCGCCCGGUGCCCGCGGAGCGCGCUGAGCUGCGGGCGGAGCGGCAGGGCGUGACCCGGGCGCGAGCGUGCGCGCGGAAUGGCCUCCCUGGACCUGCCCUACCGCUGUCCUCGCUGCGGGGAGCACAAGCGUUUCCGGAGCCUGUCCUCACUCCGGGCCCACCUGGAGUACAACCACACCUACGAGACCCUCUACGUGCUGUCCAAGUCCAACAGCGUCUGCGACGGUGCCCUCGUCCCCCUGGUGACCGACCGGCCGCUGCUGACCCCUGCCGGUGGCGGCGGCCGCGACCACUACGCCGGCAAGGAGCCGCGGCUGGCCUACGACCUGCCCUGCGCGGACGACCUCGGCCUGACCGCUGCCGCCGCCCGCUGCAUCCCCAAUGUAGAGAUCCCGCUGAGCGAGAUCUUUGUCAAGAAAGGCAUGGCGUCCGCCACCCCGACCCCGACGCCGGGCAACGCCGUCGCCGUGGCAGCCAACGUAGCGGCCAGCGCCGUGGAGGCCGCCUACGAGGAGGGCCUCGCGCGGCUGAAGGUGCGGGCCUUCGAGCGGCUGGACCUGGACGAGCGGCUGGAGAAGCUGUCGGAGGAGGUGGAGCAGAAGAUCGCGGCCCGCGUGGGCCGCCUGCAGGUGGAGCUGGAGAAGAAGAGCUCGGAGCUGGAGAAGGCCAAGCUGGAGAGCGUGCGGCUGAGCCAGGAGAAGCAGGACCUGGAGGACAAGGCCUCGGAGCUCUCCCGGCAGGUAGACGUCUCCGUGGAGAUGCUGGCCUCCCUCAAGCAGGACCUGGUCAACAAGGAGCAGGAGCUCACCCACAAGCAGCAGGAGGUGGCUCAGAUCGACCAGUUCCUGCAGGAGACGGCGGCGCGGGAAGCUAACGCUAAGGUACGCCUGCAGCAGUUUAUUGAGGAGCUGCUGGACCGGGCCGACCGCGCCGAGAAACAGCUCCAGAUCAUCAGCAGCUGCGGGACCACGCCCAAUGGCAGCCUUGGCCGCUGCAGCAUCCCCGGCUCCAAGGGGACCGGCCGCCAGAGAAACUCCAGCAUCUCUGGGACGUCGAGGGGAAUGUACCAGGUGUCUGACCGCCACUCCUCUCCCAGUACAGGGGCAUCCGGCCGGGUGAAGUCGGUGUCGCAGGGCUCGGGGGGCUAUGACAGCGACAGUGUGGAGAUGCACCCGCUGGAGGAGGGCCCGGAGGCGCAGUACUACCACGUGCAGUGCCGCCUGGGUGAGGGCGGCUACGAGCGUGCCGCCGUGUCCCGCGGCUGGGGGCUCCGCAAGCAGGCCAUCCAGAACUGGCAGCGCCGGCCCUACCGCAACAGCACCGAGGGCGAGGAGGGCGACGUGUCCGAUGUGGGCUCCCGCACCACCGAGUCCGAGGCCGAGGUCUGGGAACAGGACCGCCGCACCGAGUCACAGCACGCUGCACCCAACAGGCCCGGGUACCGCCUGGGCACAGGUCGUUCGGAGGGCGGCUGCAAGCCUUGUCGGCACGAUAAGAGCAGCCCCUCCAAGUCGAAUGAGGUGAUCAGCCCGGAAGUGCUGAAGAUGCGGGCCGCCCUCUUCUGUAUCUUCACCUACCUGGACACCAAGACCCUGCUGCGCGCUGCGGAGGUCUGCCGCGACUGGAAGUUUGUGGCGCGACACCCGGCCGUGUGGACCCGCGUCCUGCUGGAGAAUGCCCGCAUCUCCUCUAAGUUCUUAUGCACACUGUCCCAGUGGUGCACACAGACCCACUCCCUCAUCCUGCAGAACCUCAAACCCAGGCAGAGGGGCAAGAAGGAGACCAAAGAGGAGUACCUAAAGAGCACGCGUGGGUGUUUGGAGGAGGGGCUGGAGGCUCUCCUGAAGGCGGCCGGGGGCAACCUGCUGAUCCUGAAAGUGUCGCACUGUCCGAACCUGCUGACUGACCGCUCGCUGUGGCUGGCCAGCUGCUACUGCCGCGCCCUGCAGGCGGUCACCUACAGGAGCGCCACUGACCCUGUGGGGCAGGAGGUGAUCUGGGCCCUGGGAGCUGGCUGCAGAGACAUCAUCUCCCUGCAGGUGGCGCCACUGCACCCCUGCCAGCAGCCGGCACGCUUCAGCAACAGGUGCCUGCAGACCAUUGGCCGAUGCUGGCCACACCUCCGGGCCCUGGGAGUGGGCGGGGCCGGGUGUGGCAUCCAGGGGCUGGCCUCAUUGGCGAGGAACUGCAUGCGGCUGCAGGUGCUGGAGCUGGACCACGUGAGCGAGGUCAACCAGGAGGUGGCAGCAGAGGUGUGCAGAGAGGGGCUGAAGGGCCUGGAGAUGCUGGUGCUCACCUCCACACCGGUCACCCCAAAAGCCCUGCUGCACUUCAACAGCGUGUGCCGGAAUCUCAAGUCCAUCGUGGUGCAGAUUGGGAUUGAGGAUUACUUCGAGGACCCCAACAGCCCCGAAGCCAGGAAGCUGUUCGACGAGAUGGUGAACAAGCUGCAGGCCCUGAAGAAGAGACCCGGCUUCUCCAAGAUUCUGCAUGUGAAGGCGGAUGGAGUUUGCUAACCCUAACCUGCACACCCCCCCCCCA